Xenopus tropicalis (tropical clawed frog) is the source of this 4147-nucleotide messenger RNA. RefSeq names its product arginyl aminopeptidase (aminopeptidase B)-like 1 (gene rnpepl1). The record is from RefSeq and is marked validated. Gene Ontology annotation, biological process: proteolysis. Gene Ontology annotation, molecular function: metallopeptidase activity; hydrolase activity; zinc ion binding. Lineage: Eukaryota; Metazoa; Chordata; Amphibia; Anura; Pipidae.
CCGGCCGGUCGGUCUCAGCUGCGUCUUCUUUCGGUUUAGGCCUCUGGGGUCCCGAUGGAUUUUACUUAGCUUUGCCUGCUGUGGUGCGUCAUCCUCUCCCGUGAUAUACACAGAAAAGCGCUGCAAUGGCCUCGGCCACUGCCUGUCCCGCUCUGUGCUGCUGCCGCCGCCCUCUCCGCACACGGCCUGUCACUGCCAGCCCAGCUGCCCCGGUGCCCCCAGACCCCGCUUCGGCUUCCAGUUUUCAGCUUUAUCGCUUACACCACUUCCAUCUCGGCCUGGAACUGCGGCCGGAGUCCCGGGAGCUGGCCGGUUGCUUAGUGUUGGAACUCAGCUGUCUCCUGCCGGGAGGGCCGGCUUUAGUCCUGGACACACACCCAGCGACCAGGGUCAGUUCUGUAAGGUGCCGAAGAACAGGGGGCGGGGAAGGAGAGAGCACCGAGCGCUUCUAUCCUCAAACGAACUACAGCAGCACACUGAACAAGGAGACUAGCCAUUAUAAUGUGUGCUCCUGGGCUCUAGAAGAGACUGCUCAUAUUCCUCAUGAGGAUUGCUUGGCACUGCCCAAGUCACCAUGUAGCCCCCAGACUAAUGAAGGUUUGUGGUAUGUUACAUCCGAAUCUCCCUUGCCAAGCCUGCGUCCUUCAAGGUGUUCUCCUUUGAUAACCCCGGAGCCCCUCGACCUCUCUGUCUCACAGCCACUUGCACCUAGUUCUCUCAUGGACUCCUCUAAUGACAAGGCCACUUCUGACAACAGUUUAUGCCCAUCUCUAAAUGGGCACUGCCCUCCAUCAACUGGCUCUAGGGUUGGGUGCCUAAAUCCUCAGCCCUCCUUAUAUGGUUGUCCUCCACCCGCUGAUUUUCCAUCCUAUUCCUCCUCAUGUUAUUCUUUAUCCCCAGAACCUAUUGUAUCCCACAAAGCUGAGGGCAACAGUGUUACACCUGCCACAAACCCAAACUUGCCAUCUGUGGACCUUCUGCCCAAUACUCUCAGAGCCCCUUGUCUGCUCCAUAGUGCCAAUGACUCGGUGCCCCCUUAUUCUACUUGUUGCUUCCCAUUGGACUUUAGGGUUGAAGAGUUCACAGACUAUGGUUCUGCACUUAACAUCUCUGUGCCCGAAAACCUACGAACCAGUGAAACUUUCCAAGUUAUUAUUCAUUAUAUAACUGGCGAAGGUCCUGCGGUAUGGUGGCUGGAUCCAGAACUCUCCUAUGGAGGCUCCCAGCUGUUUGUAUUUACUCAGGGACACUCUGUCUGCAACCGCUCCUUCUUCCCCUGCUUUGAUACUCCAGCUGUCAAGUGUACUUACUCUGCCUCAGUCAAGGCUCCUUCUGGAAUUCGGGUUCUCAUGAGUUGCACUCAUAGUUAUUUCAUAGAGGAGAUAGGUGUCUCUCACUUCUAUAUGGAGCAUCCCGUUCCUGCCUACUUAGUGGCCCUAACAGCUGGUCAUCUUCUACCUGCAGACAUUGGUCCCAGGAGCCGUGUAUGGGCUGAACCCUGUGUGCUGCAAUUAGCAGUGUCAAAGUUGGCUGGCCGAGUAGAGCAAUGGCUGCAAGCAGCAGAGAGUCUUUAUGGUCCAUACAUCUGGGGAAGGUAUGAUAUUGUCUUCCUGCCCCCUUCCUUCCCAAUUGUUGCUAUGGAAAAUCCAUGCCUGACAUUCGUUAUCUGCUCCAUUCUGGAUAGUGAGGACUUCCUGCUUAUAGAUGUUAUUCAUGAAAUUGCACAUGGCUGGUUUGGAAAUGCAGUGACUAAUGCAAGCUGGGAGGAAAUGUGGUUGAGUGAGGGCCUAGCAACCUAUGCCCAGCGUCGCAUCACUACUCGAGUAUAUGGUGCUGCUUUUACUUGCUUAGAAACUACCUUCCGGCUGGAAGCUCUGCAUAGACAGAUCCGAAUCCUUGGCCAAGAUACUCCAUUGAGCAGAUUACAGGCCAAACUGGAUCCAGGUGUGAACCCAAGUAACCUCAUGAACUUAUUUACAUAUGAGAAGGGCUUCUGCUUUGUGCACUAUCUAUCACAGAUAUGCGGAGAUCCGGACAAUUUUGAUGCCUUUCUCAGGGAAUACAUUGAGAAGUUCAAGUUCCGCAGUGUUGUGGCAAAUGAGCUUUUAGAGUCUUACCUUCACUUUUUUCCCCAUUUGAGAGAUGAAACUACAGGAAGAAGUGAAGGUCUGGAGUUUGAACGUUGGUUAAAUGCCCCAGGACCUCCACUUUCCCAGCCAGAUUUGUCUCAGGGAUCAGUGUACACAGCACCUGUGGAGACCCUCAGUCAGCUUUGGAUGUCUGAACCUCUGGAUGUUGAAGCCGCUUCUUCAUUUGCCAAUAUCUCAGACUGGCAAACCUUUCAAACCGUGCUCUUUUUAGACAAGCUACUUGAUAAAUCUCCACUACGACCAGAGGUAAUGAUGCAACUGUCCCUGUGUUAUUCUGCUGAUCUGGCUACAAUGAACACUGAAAUUAGGAUCAGAUGGUUGCAGAUUGUGGUGAGGAACAAUUUUCAACCAGACUUGCCCCAAGUACGUCACUUCCUGCUCUGCCAGACAUCCAGGAUGUACACAAUCCCGCUGUAUGAGGACCUAAUCUCUGGACCUCUAAAAUCUUGUGCUCUAGAAAUCUUUUAUCAGACUCAUGGGAGGCUGCACCCAAACCUUCGCAAAACUAUACAACAAAUCCUGGCUCAGGGUGGCUCAGUGGUACAGCCCGAAUCUGCCGUACCUGUCCUGGCAACUGAGCUCUGUGCACAAAGUCCAGCCUCUCUCAGGGACGUAAAUGUUACAGCAUAACAGAGCAGAGCCUGUGGUUUGUAUCAGUAACUGGAUGCUAAUUUAAGCAGACCGUGCCUUGUGCUGCCUUUGUCUGUGAACAUAGGGUUUAUGCCUAAUGAACUUUGCACAGGAGGAGACGAGCCCUGUCUUUUGAACACUCAGGAGGGGGAAAAAUGAAGCCCCCAAGUUUAGAAAACUUUCUAUAUUUAACCUUGAAGAGGGAAAUGCCAACUUAUGUAUAUCUUGCUGGGCUUGAAGAGUCUGCUAAAGGUUAGCUGGAUGUGUUUCAGAACUUCUAUGCACCAUUACCCCUUCCAAAUUAUUUUAACGUUUACACCUAAAUGUGUUUGGAUACACACUUAUUCAAAUGUAAUUUGUAAAUUUUAACAUUUGUUCGCAAUAUUCUGUUCUUUUGGCACUGUUCAAAAUUGCCUUAUACUGCAAACCUUGGCAAAACACAUAAGAAAUGUAAGAUGGUAAAUGCCUAUCUUGUGCUAUCUAGUCAGUGCACUUAAUCACUGAUAAGGUGGCAAACUAUAUAAUCUGAGCAAAUCAGACAUAUUAGGGCUCUGGUAUAUCGGGGAGCUUAGUCGCCCGCAACAAGGGAGAUUUGUCGCGGGUGACUAAACUCCCUCGUGUGCCAGAGCCCUUACCAGAUCUAAGUUUCAUUGUGGUGUAAAGUGACUUUUAAGCUUUUGUUUCAGUGAGAUAUUUUAUACAUGCAUACACCACCUGCUGCUGAAGGUAGAACUUCUUGUAUCACCAUUUGUUUUGGGGUUUUUUUUAACGUUUUUGACCCCUCUCUGCUUCCUUGACAAUUUUAAUUAGCAUUUUGUUUGCACUCAUUAUUGGAGGGCCUGGAUUGCUCUCCCCCAAAUACCCCUGCACCCUUUUAAUUACAGACUGCAAGCAAUAACACUGGAGUUUGGCUUCUUGAGUUCUGUUUACCCCUGAUUUUAUGUGGAAGCCCGGGCUGGAUAUAGCCACUCCAGCUUUUCUCCUGUUGUUACUAUUCCUUUGACUGCUGUUUCCUUUACCAGUGUCUGUACUGAUAGUGUUUGCUAAGGGAAUUAUAUCUUUUGCAGAACUGAUUUGCACAGGCUAUUUUGAGCCAUGAACCAAUCAGAGUGACAGCUCUGAGUAUAUUUUGUAUACUUUUUGGAUUAUUCCUGAUUCCAUUCUAUACCUACUGCAUUGUCAAACCCACCUACAGGUUUUUUUUGUUUUGUUUUUUUGCUGUGGUUAUGUGGGGUUUUAAAUCUCACAUUUACUAGCUGGGGGUGAAAUAACCUGUUUUGUAAACCAGAAUUAUACUGACUGUUUCAUUUUUAAAGUCAUUUUAAUUUUAAGCAGAAAAUGAAUAAACAGUGCCGGACUUCAUUUGA